UUUCCAACCAAUAACAGCUCCGAGUCACCACUACUGUUUAUCUGUCAAACGCUUCUCAGACAAGCAGUUGAUGAUCAAAUCAAUGUCCAGGGGGAAAGGGCAUACAUGUUGAUCUCUAUCAAAGUGAAAAAUCUUGCUGAAAUUCUAGUCUCGGCUUUGGAUCCGUCUGUCUUACACCAGCGGAUCUCGAUAAUGUAGAGAAAGGGCGAGCCCGAUUAGUCCAUUUGAAUCAGAUUGGGAUGAAAUGGGAGUCUCGAUUCGGAGUGUUCAGGUUCUGAUUAAGUUGAAGAGAAAAUGAAGGGUGAAUCAAAGAUUAUGCGAAGGAGAGGAAGAUGCUUGGCUUGGUUCAGCGUUUUAGAGAAAGAAGGUGAAGGAGGAGUAUAUGGUCGGAAGCCAGAUGUUCAGGAUAUCACAAAUCGUAUAGAUGAUUUAUCACUGAACACACUCCUUGAUGGAAGCUGUGCGUAUCCAAGUUUAGGAAAAGACAAAGGGAAGAAAGCAGCAAUACCAACUGAUAAUAUUAUGCAUUCUAUUGGAAAAGCUAGCUUGAUUCUUCAACUCCCAAGGUCACGCCAGCCCCAAAAUAUUUCUGAGGUUGAUAGCUUUUCUAAUAAGAAAAUUUCCACAUUCCCAUCGAGCUCUGUUCCAAUUGUAGCAAAUGGUGAUAAUUUCGAUUCUUGCAUGACAGAUGUAUCGUUGACUGACAAGGUUGAGGACUGUUGUACUUUAGCUGAAGCUUCUUUUAAGCUGCUCGAUUUUCCAUUAUGUAAACCUAAAGAUGUUUUGAAAGGCCUUGUGCUUCCUCCACCCAAGGAUUUGGAGUCUUUGCUUCUGGAUGCAACUAAGCCUGCUGUAUCAUCUAGGAACACUCCUGACAUGCGUCCGCGCAAGCAAAUGUCUCGUAGAGCUAGCUUGCCGCCGUUUCCUUGGUCAAACACUUUUAAUGGUCAGUGUAGAGUCAAUUCUGAUGCUACGAAAUUAUUAACAAGUAAGAGUACAUGCCAAGGAAGAUGGGUAAGAAUACAAAGUUCUGCUAGUUGUCUCAGGACUGGCAUCGGUUGCUUUGCAAAUUUGGAGUCAUUAGAUUAUGAUGAAAGUCUAGUUCCUUCAGAAGAACAGAGGUUAGGUUUUAAAGAAAAUAGCACUACUCCAUCUGUACCUCUGUGCCUUUCUUGGGGCAAAAUGUGUUCGUCAUCACCUGCCACCUGUGCUAGAGCUCUGUGUGCUUCUCAAGUUGAGCAUUGUCCAGCUGUAUUGGCUGCAGCUCAAACCUUGUAUGACAUGACAACUAACACCGUGAGACGAAACCAAGAAGGAAUAGUAAGGUGGAUAAAGAAGCCUUCACAGAGGUCUGCUCAGAAAGCCAUGAAAAGUUGCAAGUCAAAAUUGAGUGAGAAGGCUGAAGAAUUAUUUUCAACAAGGUUUGUGGUAAUGGAAUCUGAUGAUUUAGCUUCAUCAAGAAUUGCUGCAAAUCAGAUGAUGCCUUCAAAGAGAACUAAGCUUGGCCACUCUGCAGUUGAGAAUAACAGUGAAAUUGGAUCAACCAAAUAUGCUAGGAAAAGACCAGCAAAUUGGUUGACUCUAAGAUCAAAUAGAUCAGCACCGAACGAGUCAGUUAGGCAUUUGAUUGCUGAAACGAGCCAUUCUGGUGCUGUCAUUGUGAAGCAAUGAUGUGUAUUGCAAUCACCAGCAAAGUUUUUGGACAAGGCCUGCGACAGUGGAAAGAAGUUUCUUAAUAUUUAUGCAAAUGGAGUGGAACAAGGAAGCCUUUUAACACAAAGGCCACAAAAACACAGUGACAUUAGUUGUCACUUGUUCGAUGUCAUGUAAAUAUCUUGUUGUAGGGGAAGCAAUGAUGUGGUCAGUGAAAAGAAUAUGCUUCAAGGAGAUUCAUAUGGAAAUGGCAAAAUAGCAUUACCAUGCUGUAACGUUAAAAGGCAGUUGUAGAUUACAGCAGGAAUUCCUUGCCUUGUGUAGAAUAUUUGAGAAGGCAAUACAAAUUUGACUCUGUCCCAACGGUGUGGAUUUUUUGCUCCUUGGUUUACUAUUGGACUUUUCUUACUGUAUUA
Molecule: messenger RNA, 2069 nt
Organism: Tripterygium wilfordii
Lineage: Eukaryota; Viridiplantae; Streptophyta; Magnoliopsida; Celastrales; Celastraceae
Exons: 4
Coding region: 295-1671 (458 amino acids)
Source: RefSeq, a predicted model, not a curated record